Messenger RNA from Coturnix japonica (Japanese quail), 4375 nucleotides. NCBI's taxonomy places the organism in Eukaryota, Metazoa, Chordata, Aves, Galliformes, Phasianidae. The record is from RefSeq and is a predicted model, not a curated record.
UAAGGGUGAGAGCCCAUGGUGCCCUCCCUGAGCUCUCCUUUCUUGCACGCAGUGAGCCAGCCCACAACGUCGGAUGAGACCGUGGUUGCUGGAGGCACAGUGGUGCUGAAGUGCCAGGUGGAGGACCCCGAUGACUCCUCGCUGCAGUGGUCCAACCCUGCCCAGCAGACCCUCUACUUUGGGGAGAAACGAGCCCUAAGAGACAACAGGAUCCAGCUGGUGAGGUCCACACCGAACGAGCUGACCAUCAGCAUCAGUGAUGUGGUGCUGUCAGAUGAGGGGGAGUACACCUGCUCCAUCUUCACCAUGCCUGUGCGGACCGCCAAGGCCCUCGUCACCGUGCUGGGAAUCCCUCAAAAACCCCAAAUCUUUGGCCACGAACAGCCCAUCGAUGAGGAGAAAAUCGCCCGGUUGACGUGCCGGUCCUCGGGUAGCAAACCUGCAGCACAGCUUCGAUGGAAAAAGGGCAACAAGGAGCUGAAGGCUGAGGGCACCGAGGUGGUGGAGGACUCCAAUGGGAAGACGUUCACCGUCAGCAGCCGAGUGGAGUUUCGUGUCACCAAGGAGGACAACGACGCCGAGGUGACCUGCACGGUGGACCACGAGUCCUUGCAGAACUCUGAGAGGUCAACCACACAGAAGCUGCAGGUCCACUACAAACCAACAGCGAAGAUCGAACCUCACCCGCAGUACCCACGGGAAGGAGAGAAGCUGCAGCUGCAGUGUGAUGGGCAGGGCAACCCCGUCCCCCAGGAGUUCCUAUGGGAGAAGGAGGGCAGCGACGCUCCUCUGCAGCUGAGCUCCGACAGCAUCCUCAUCUUCCCCUUCCUCAACAAGAGUGACAGCGGCACCUACAUCUGCACGGCCACCAGCUCCAUGGGCAGCGUCAUCGCCAAGUACAACCUGGAUGUCAGCGAUGCCAGUCCUGUGCCAUCGACUUCCAGCACAUACCACGCGGUCAUCGGCGGAGUGGUGGCCGUCAUCGUCUUCCUCCUGCUCAGCCUCCUCAUCGUGCUGGGACAUUACCUGAUCAGGCACAAAGGUAUGUGCAUAAGACACGGGGAGACCACCACAGCCAGACCGCAGCAAAACCCACCCGAGGUGGUGAUGUGCACCUACCUGACCCACGAGGCCAAGGGCUCCGAUGACGCUCCGGAUGCCGACACGGCCAUCAUCAAUGCGGAGGGUGGCCAAGCGGGUGGCGACGACAAGAAAGAAUAUUUCAUCUAAAAGGGCAUCGGAGAAGGGUGAGAAAUGGAGCCUGAAAACCCAGAUGGAAACAGAAACCAGACCACAAACCCCACUCAAACCCAACAGAUUUACUCUCGUGCCCGGCACGGGCGGAUGGACGGAUGGAAGGACGGACAAGAGGGAUGGCGGGACAGAGAGCAGAGAGCGACCGGCUGAGAUGUGAUGAUGCUUCUUCUUGAACUUGUACAAAACGUUGUUACUACGAACAGCGAAAGCCCCGUUUGCUUGCUUGCACCUCCAACCCCGCGCCCGGCGCUCGCGCGAAACACAGACCAAGCAGUGAGUGAGCGACGUUCCUUCUUCCUUUGGACCUUUGCUUUGGUUUCGUGGCUGCUCUCUUUGCUUUGGGCCCUAGGUUGGGGUGUUGGGCUGGGGUCGAUGUAGCUCUUUCCUUUCGUUUCUCUUCAGUUUGGGGGUCUUCGUUUUUGAUGCCCAAGGAUAAAAUCAGCUCCAGGCUCCGCGCCGGCGGUGAUGCCACCAAGAGCUGGGACCUCUCUGUUGUCCCUGGUCCAUAGGGACGGGGUGUGCCGUGGACCCCCGUAUCCCUGCCCUGAUUUUAUCCUUGGUGGUCCUCAUCCGACAGUGUCUGUUGGGGAAGAGGGCUGUCCUUGUCAGUGUGUGAAGUGGGGUGAGAUUCCAGGGUGGGAACUGCCAAAGCCCCCGGAGAUGCUGGGAGCUGCCGGGCACCGCGGCUGCCUCAUUCCCACCCAAUUGAGGGGGGAGGGCUUGGGAGGGGGCAAAUUGAGGGGGAAAAAGAAGAAAAAAGAGAAAAAAAAAGAAGCCCCAGUUUGCAAAUUGUUAGAUUGGAGACGUCGAUUCAAACCAUCUAUUGAGAUGUUCAGUGCUGGGCCAUCACCAACACCUCCUCGGUGGCCCCGGGAGCCUCCAAAUGGUGUUUUGGGUCCUAAGAGUAACUUUGGUGAGAUGGGGAUGGCAGCUCUGCACCCCAGCAGCGAUGUGAGCUGUGGGUUCCCUGCUCCAGGUGCUCCUCGGGGCUGCCCCUGUCCUUCCCAGCCCCUUCCUAUGGUUGGUGCUGAGCUGGAAGAGGCUCCAUUGGCUCCAAGGGUGGCUGAGAUGUUUGGGUUUUGUGUCCCGGUUGCCUGGGGGUCUCCAAAGAGGUUUGGUGGGCACUUGCUCAACCUUGGGAGAAACCACACCUCUUCCAAGCUAGAUGGGAACCAGAAGUUUGAUCCAGCCUCCCCAUUACACUGCUAGGGUCACCAUGCUCCCCUCAACCCCACAUCUAUAGGGCCAGCCCCCUCCCCUCCCCUUCCCAGGUGCUGGCAUUGCAUGGUCUGGAUGCAAGGGGCUCAUAGGAGCCACCUGUUGGCUGAGCACCCCAUCACAUUUUGGGUGCCCAGAGGAGCUGAGCCUUUAGUUUAGGAAUGGUGUGGGGUGGGCAGCUCCAUCUUAGAGGUAAAGGAAGAAUUGGGUCCUCCACUGCAGAGUGUGGGGUGGAAGUGCUGUUCCCACACAGAGGAUGAAGAGUGGAGUGGUGGAUGGGAAUUGGAGCCAACAUGGCUUGGUGGGAACAAGGGAUGUGUCCACGGCACGUGGCUCUGUCACUCCAUCAGCUGAGCCUUGAGAGGGAUGCAUGAAGCCUUCACCACCCCCCAGUGAGGAAAACCUUUGGGUUCUUCACUGCCAUUUGCCCCUUCCAUCCCCUUGGAGGAGGACAUUGGCCAUGGGUCCCAAUAGGAGAAGGACAUUGGCCAUGGUCCCAGCGGAAGGACAUUGGCCAUGCGUCCUUAUGGGAGGAUAUUGGUCAUGGUCCCAGUGGAAGGAUAUUGGUCAUGGUCCCACUGGGAGAAGGAUGUUGGCUGUGGGUCCCAGUGGGAGAAGGACGAUGGUCAUGGGUUCCAACAGGAGGAGGAUGUUUACCAUGGUCCCAAAUGAGGGGAGGACAGGGGUCAUGGUCCCAACACGAGAAGAACGUUACUCAUGGUCCCAACAGGAGAAUAUUGGCGGUGGGUCCCAAUGGGAGGAUAUUGGUCAUGGUCCCAACAGAAGGAUAUUGGCCAUGGGUCCCAAUGGGAGGAUAUUGGUCAUGUUCCCAACGGGAAGAGGAUAUUGGCCUUGGGUCCCAAUGGAAGAAGGAUGUUGGCCAUGGGUCCCAAUGGGAGAUUAUUGGUCAUGGUCCCAAGGGGCAAGAACAUUGGUCAUGGUCCCAACAGGAGGAUAUUGGUAAUGGUCCCAACAGGAGGAUAUUAGCCAUGGGUCCCAAUGGGAGGAUAUUGGUCAUGGUCCCAACAGGAGGAUAUUGGCCUUGGGUCCCAAUGGGAGGAUAUUGGUCACGGUCCCAGUGGAAGGAGGAUACUGACCACGGUCCCAAUGGGGGCCCCGAGCUCCUGCCAUGGGACACACACUGUCACCAGAGGUCACACUGCCGACACGAUGCCGUUCACUUCACUGCACACACAGAGCAUGCACAGCACGUGGGCUUCUCCGAAGGUCUUCACCAUCCACCCUCGAUAGGCGUGAUUCUUUCCAAUGAAACACGACAGCGUGUUUUCAAGUAUGGUUCCAUCUCACUGCACGUCUCCAUGGCGCAGAUUGGAGAGCAGGAGAUGUCCCGAAGGUCCGAGAGGGAAUUUGGGUCCCUGGAUAAUAAAAAGGGCUGUGGGGAUUUGUGGUCAGGACUCGGCCGUGGAGUGGUGGGGCCGUGGUUGGACAGCCCCCUGUGUGAGGGGUGGCAAUGGGGACACAGUGCCAUGGGUGCUGGGAGGGAGGGCUGGGGACACCGCAUCAUGCAGGGGGUGAUAUAGGGACUGUGCCCCUCACUGCUGGCACCCAGCGGAGCUGUGCAGUGUCACCACAUCCCUGGCAUCCCCUCCCAAAGCAUGAGGGCUGCGUUGGCCCCAUAGCCACCACGUUGCCACCAGAGCACCGGGAUGGGGACACGGGGCACUGAACUCUCAAUAGACCACGAAAGCCAUAUUAGUGCGGAGCUCUGAGCGCCGUGGGGCGGCCGUGGGGCGGAGGACGGGCUGUGUUGUUGUGCUGUGUUCUUGUAUGUACAUAAAGGGAGACAACGAACGUCGGUGUUACUUUAUAACCUUUCUAAUAUCCUGUGCUAAUCUCGGAAAAAUAAUCCUAUAAAAUAUAUCUGGAUUACACACCUUCA